GCGAUGGCAUCUUUCAAGAACUUGUUGGUGGGCGAUGGCGCCGAUCAACGUGGACGACGUCGGGCGCUUGCUCCAGUGGAAGCUCAAGAAGCAGCUGACCAAGCUCAGCGACGAGGCGCAGGUGCAGAUCGCGCAGGACCUCCUCUCGUCGUCGUCGCAACUGGAUGCGGUCGAAGCAGCGCUCAACAUCCCGCGGCCGCGGCUCCUCCGCGCCGUGCUCGAGUGGGCCGUGCACAUGGCGACCAAGGCCUCGAGCGACGACGCCUCGACGGCCGCGCGUGCGUUCGAUGUGCUCGCAAGCGCGCUCACGCAGACGAGCGGGUACCAACUGCAGCUGCCAUUGCAGUCGUGCACGCAGCUGCUGCAGGCCAUGACCAUUGUCGUCUCGGCCUCGGAGAGCGUGCUUCCGAGCGUGCUCUGCGUGUUUGUGCACCUCUUUGAAAACACGAGCGCCGCGUCGUUUGCGCCGCAGUUUGGCGUCUUCAAGCCGCCGACCGACGUCUACACGACCUUUCUGCACACGACGCUGCGGACGCUCGUGGCACGCCCGCCGUCCGAGACCGCUCGGGAUCUCAUGCUCGUGAUCCUCCGCGUCUCGCACGUGCUGCAGAAGCACCAGAGCAACAAGAAGAAGGUCUUCCUCGCGAGCAAGCAGUCGCUGUCGUCGUUCAUGGGGCUCCGCGCGUCGCUCAUCGCGGGCGAUGCAGACUACGCCGCGCCGAUCGUGCACCUCCUCGACACGAUGGUCGGAGACGCACUCUUUGACGUGGAGCACCUCUUUGGCUACGACAAGCUCCACACCGCGACGAGCGUCUGGCAGCUGUCGUCGAGUGACGCGCCGCCGGCCAAGAAGGCCAAGCUCGCGCCCAAGACCGCCAAGAUCGCCAUGGCGUACCAAGAACAGCUCUUCGCCGAGCUGCAGGCGCAGCUGCAACCGGACGCGGCCCACGCCUAUGCGGCGGCAGACUUUGCAGCGAUGCUCGUGGCCCAGUUCACGUCGCGCAUCCGGUCGCAGACGGAGAAGCGCAAGGCGCCCGACGCCGUCACUCCCGCCUUUGCGUUCUGGCUCGAGCUUAUCGCGGUCAGCAUCCGUCUACCGACGACAAACGACGCGUACCCGAUCCAGAUGCGCGUGCUGCGCACGCUGUGGGCCGCCAUGAACAGCAGCGAGAUUUACAGAGUCGCCGAAGACAACGCUCGCCAGGACCAGCUGCAGUACCUCGAGCGGGUCGUAUCGAGCAUCAUGGGCCUCGUGAAAGCGGACAACAGCGCGUGCAUUCCGGACGAGACGACGCUCUUGUCGAGCAUGGUCGAGUGCUCGCCCAAGAUCCUCCAAGCACACUUGCCACAGGUGUUUGCGCUGCUCUCCAAGAAGGCGACAAGUGAUGUGGACGCGAGCGCAGAGUGUCUGCGCCACCUGCUGCACUCGUACGACGCGGUGCGUCUGCUGCAGGACCUCCUCAGCGCCCUCUUUGCGACCACCAACGCAGCGCCGCUCACGCGCCUCUUCCGGCACGCGGCGCUCGAUGCCAUGCUGCGCACCGCGUGCAACAACGUCCCUGCCGGGCAGCUCGAGUCCAUCUGGCUCUUCUUCCACGACGCCCUGCGCGCGGGCAUGGACAACACCGCGACGCUCCAGCUCGUGCGCACGGUCUUUGGCACGUUUCUGCAAGAAGUCCAAGUGAGCCAGCACAACCGAGAGAUGUUUGAGGCGCGCGCCAAGGAUUCGUUCGAGGUCCUCGUGCGCCCGGCGUUGGAGCACGUCGACGACGCGGUGGCGCGCCAGCUGCUCAGCCUCGCCGGCGACCUCCUCGAGCUCACCGACAAGUCGCUCGACAUGCAGUAUGUGCUGGAUGCGAUUUUUGCCGCCGACGACAUGGGCACGACGCUGCACCGGCUCGCCUCGACGGAGCAGAACGACGACGACCCGUCGCUCGCGCUGCAUGGCCUUCUCAAGCUGGCGGCAACGCGCGUGCGGUUCCUUACGUCCGGCGGCGCUGGCGGUGACGAAGCGGCGUCGAUGGCCGCGUUCGUGCUUGGCAAUUGCGGCGCCGAGUGGGCAUGCAUCACGCCGUUCUUGACGGAGCUUGGGCACGCGGCCCCGGCAGACGUCUCGUCUGCGUUCAUGGAGACCGUGUGCCGCCAGUCGAUCGCGGCGCCGGCAUCCUCCUCGCUCUUCCUCGACGCGGCGUUCUACGAGAUUCGGCCGUUCCUGAACGUCGUGCCGACCGUGUUUGUGCAGCUGCUCGCGACGUCGGUCGGCGCGCUGGCGUCGUCGUCGAAAGCCUCGGCGCGCCUUGCGAAGCUCGCUCGGCGCAUUGCAACGCCGGCGGAGCACCCGGCAUUCCUCGAGGCGCUUGCCCGCGUCUCGUUGCCGGCGUCGGCCGUGGCGGCCACGGACCUCGAGGCGACACUCACGUUCCUGGCGGCCGUGCCGAUCCCGUACAUUCCCAGCCCCGCGACGACGCUGCUUCUGUGCACCAUGCUGCGCCUGGAGCUGCUCUUGGCAGACACGACGACUGCGAGCACGGCCAUCCACACGUGGCUCACGACCUACUUUGAUGCGACGACCCACGCGCUCGAGGCCGCCAGCAUCGAGGCGCUCGACCACUGGCUGCCAUUGGUGCUCGGCCGCGCAACCCUCUCGGGUGGGACCGACCAUAUGCUCGGGGCGUUUGGCCGCUGCGUGGCCAAGGUGCACCCGACGCUUCUCCACCGCAUGCUCAGCGUGGUGAGCGCGCGGGCCACGGCCGACGGUAUGACGACGACGGUGCGUCAGCUCCUCUCGCGGGCGCUGCAGUGCUGCUCGAUCGCCAAGAGCAAGCACGUCGAGGCGUUCUGGGCCGACGCGAUCCACCCGCGGGUGGCGCGACUCGUCGCAACCGAGUCGCUGACCAGCGACGCGCUCGAUCUCUUUGCUUCAAUUUUGCACUUUCACGAGCUCAAGCACAAGACCGACAACGACGUCCACGCAAGCGUCGGUAAAGUCCUCGCGGCCGCGUGCCGCCACGUGACGAGUGGCGAUGACGCAGCGGCCGUCGUCGCCAGCGAAGCCGUGCUGCGUACGAUCGCGGUUCACUACAAGUCGCUCUCCAAGACCCUGCACUUUGCUCUGCCUGUGUUUGGCGCGCUUCUCGGCGCCUGUCUUGUCGCGUCGCCGUCGACGACCAUCUCGACGGCAGUCGAGGCCUUGCUCGACCACUGCAACGACGCCGAGUUUGCCCUUGUCUGGUCGACGCUCCAGCACGAGCUCCUCCACGGUGACGAGACGCGCGUCACGGCGAGCCUUCGCGCGACGCUUCUCUUUCUCCAGACCGACAAGCUCCAUGGCCACCGGCACUUGCUCAGUGCGUCGGCCAAGCACGUGCUUGCGUCGGUCGUCGACCUUGCGAAUGCACAGUACGGAGCGAGCACGCACGUCCUCGCACUGCAGGUCGUGGCGCAGCUGCUCACAAAGCAGGAUGCGUUCCAUUGGCACGCGAGCGACGUGCAGCUCGGUCUCUUGGUGCUCCGGCCUCUGCUCUCGCUUGCCGCCGCCGAGGCGCUGCCGGCCAUCGACGACGUCCACCAGAUCUGGACGAGCGCGUAUACGGUGCUCCUGCGGGUGCUGCGCCAGCACAGCGCGUCACUGCCCGUGUUUUUGCCGCACUAUGUCCUCGGCUGCAAUGCGCUCCUGCGACUCGUCUUGCGCGUCGGCAAGGACGCAAAGGUGACGAAGGAGCUCCUCGUGUGGGCGUCCAACCUCACGCGUCUCUAUGGGUACAUGAUUCCCCACGGCGUCUCGUUCCGCAAGCACAUGGUGUACAUGCUCGCCGAGUAUUUCAAGCAGACGGACGCGCUGCCGCACGACGUGACCGAGACGCUUCGGCCGGGUAUCUACGCCCUCUUUGACAUUUGCUCCAAGUACGAGAAGGACCAGCUCUUUGGGACGCUCGACGCGACUGGGAAGGUCCUCCUCAAGAGCAUGGACACGCACUACAAGGAAACACACCAGUACACGGGCAAAGUCUAGGACAAUCUACUAUUUCGAACUUUUUUCU
Molecule: messenger RNA, 4040 nt
Organism: Saprolegnia parasitica CBS 223.65
Lineage: Eukaryota; Oomycota; Saprolegniomycetes; Saprolegniales; Saprolegniaceae
Exons: 1
Coding region: 35-4012 (1325 amino acids)
Biological process (GO): ribosome biogenesis
Cellular component (GO): nucleolus
Source: RefSeq, a predicted model, not a curated record